This is a messenger RNA of Patiria miniata (bat star), 1365 nucleotides long. RefSeq names its product chromatin complexes subunit BAP18-like. The record is from RefSeq and is a predicted model, not a curated record. The coding region runs from base 128 to 688 and encodes 186 amino acids. Gene Ontology annotation, cellular component: NURF complex; MLL1 complex. NCBI's taxonomy places the organism in Eukaryota, Metazoa, Echinodermata, Asteroidea, Valvatida, Asterinidae. The transcript is spliced from 6 exons.
CGAGACGUCUCGGUGUUUAACAGCUUCACAUGUAUUUUUGUUUUCGACUCGGAUCGGAGCGCGGUCUUUAGUUCAGAACUGCAUUAUUCAUUGUGGUAUUUUAAGUCCUUUCUUCUUACACAUAAACAUGAGCUCUGUGUCAAAGGUUGGUGAGAUUUUCUCCGCUGCUGGAGUAGCAUUCAGUCGCUUGGGGGAGCUGACUAUGCAGCUACAUCCUAUGGCAGAGUCAUCCCCAACAAGUGGCAAAUGGACAGAUGAGGAAAUUGAAAUGCUGAGGUCGUCCAUCAAGACUUUUGGUGACAAUCUCCAGAAGAUCAGUGAAACCAUCAAGACGAGAACAGUAUCUCAAAUCAGGACAGCAAUGAAGAAGAAAGCUCACGAGCAGGCAGCGGCCCAGAAACAAGACGCAGAGAGGAAGACACAAAUGGACAACCGACCCGAAGAUAACAGCACAGCGCCCUCUAGUGACGAACCACCGCUGAAGAAACAAAAACAGUCAGAGGUCACCUUGAAUAUGCUGAACUCAACGGAAACGCCAGGCGACUCGCUAGUGGACAUCGAAGGACUUGAGGAAACUGCCAUGAAGAAACUGGAAUUCGGCUUGUCCUCCCAUGCUGACCAAGAAGAGCUUAAUCUCGACACCAAUCUGAUUGCCCCAAGCUCAGAUAUUGAGUCGCUACAGAGGUGAAACAUGCUGGAAUCAUCUGAAGUACCGAGUACCAGUGAUGAUAACAGCAGGGAGUAGGGCCAAGGAUUUCCCCUCGUGCAUAAGUUCACUUCUGAAGAUACCCUUUUGAAAAGUAAGACUAGGCAAGACUAGAAAAGCUGGUCCCAGAGUGCACAAAAUUCUAUUCAAUUGGUUCAGAAAUGGCUAUUCACUGGAAGUCUUUUGAUGCAGAGUGGGCCGGAUUUAGCCCAUUCAUUGGCAUUACGGAGAUAUAUGAUAGCACGGAGAUAUAUGUUAGCACUGACAUAGUGAUAAUUAGUCAGUCAGUCCGUGAGAUAAGUACAAAGAGGACAUUAGCCUCUCUCUGGGACCAGCACAAUAAAAUUGUUGUGUCCGUACUUAGUGACACAAAACACUGGGGAAAAGGUUUCACAAAAAGUUUCAAUCCAAAAUGCUUUUAAUUGAAGGUAAAUGUACAUAAUAACAUAUAAAGCUUUUUGAAGAAUUCAACAGAACUCCAGAUUCUCCAAAAUUAACCUCUGUGAAGGGAACCAGUGUCUUUGUAUUUGGAUGUGACAACCAGAAUUUUUUAAGUCCCUCAAAAAUUCCUAUUUUUAAACUGCAAUCAGUGCCGUGUAGCAGUUUUAGCCUUGACUCUUGUGAAUAAACUUGUCAUCAUGUUUGUUGAAUGAGCUGUA